AGCUACAUUAGCCCACAACGUUUCUCACUUGUAAGUUGUUUUGCAUAAACGUUUAUGCUAAAUAAAUGUAAUGUGAGUCAUAACUGGCCAGGUGAGAGAUAGGAGGUGUAAAAAAUGUUUUGUACCCCCUUAUAAAACCUCAGAACCCCCCUUUAUAAUUCAGUGGAGCCCCCACUCUCUGUAGCCCCUCCACCCAGUCUCUGUAAUGGCUGCCAUCUCACACGCAUCCUGAGAUUUGACGUCCCCACCGCACCCACGCCCAUCCCCCCUCAACACUCCCUCCAUGGCUUGCUGAAACUCUCAAAUCUUGCAGAUUUGACUGGUGCGAAACCUACAAAAUGUCCAUUAUAACGAAUAACUUUGUCUCCUGAAGCAUUACUGUGGGAGAUUAUCGAAUUUUAUUAAUUAAUUUCAUAGUUUUAUUACUUAAUUGAUGCGUGGUAACGUUGUGAAGGCUGAGUUAAAGUGUCAUUAGUUGUUUACACAGGGCUGAGCCGUCAGCCUCAGCUAGCUGCUUUUUGUAUCCAAGCAGGAACUCCGGUUUGUGCCGGAGCCUAAAUCAAGCGCUCCUUUAUCACUGCCUCACACCUGCACCAACGACGGCAUUCAGACCUUCAUGCUAAUGUCUGAGGAAUGAGGAGCAUUCUAGCUGUGCCACACUGAAGAAAAUGAAUGCCAACCAGAGUUUUAGAUCAUAUGAUGGAAGUGCCGGUAGCGUGGGAGAGGUUUGACGAGUCUACACCCAGCUGUCCCAGUUCAAAAGCCACUGAUGAGACAAAUGAGCUUGAUCCUGAACAGAGGCAAAAGGAUCAAACACGUCACACUUGUCACCUCAAGAAACUCAAAGCCCAUCAUGAUAAAUGUGAGGCUCAUUACAAGGCAGCCUGUGUAAAGAUGGCAAAUGAAGAGAAGGAGAGGACGUCUUGUCUACAUGAGAAGGGUUUAAUGCAAUCACAACAGUCAUCCAGUGAGAGUGACGAUACCAUCAUCCUUGGUCCAACACCAGCUGCAGUAAUCCAGGACAUGUGUGCCUGAGCUCGCCAGAACCAACAGUGUGAUUUUACACGAACAAAUGCUUGGAUACACAGAAGAGGCUCCAUCAAGUUCUGAGAUCAGUGAGGAAGAGUAUGUUCCUGAAUCUGACAGUGACAGUUCAGUAGAUGUUAAACAGCUUAAGGGGAGGAAGAAAAGAGCCCAGAAAACAACUUCAGCUUCUUCUCUGGAAGUCCAACCACUUAAGAGAAGGCGUGUGACCACUUCUUGUUCCUUGGCUGCAAAAGACCCUGGAGAAUCUUCUUCAGCUGAUGUGAAUGACCCUGGAGAAUCUUCUUCAGCUGAUAUGAAUGACCAUGGAGAAUCUUCUUCACCUGAUGUGACAGUCAUGACCCUGAAGAAGAAGGAAGAUGGCAGUAGGGUUUACAAUAAAAGGUAUUAUUGUGUAUUUUGUAAUAAACCUUAUAGCAAAAUGUCACGCCAUCUAGAAGCAAAACACAGUGAUAAACCAGAAGUGGCAAAUGCACUGAAAUGCCCCAAAGGCUCUAAAGAGCGAUGGCUGCAGUUCUCUUUAUUGAGAAACAAAGGAAACCGUGCCCAUAAUAAUAAAGUGAUUAAAGAGGGAAAAGGAAUGGUCAUACCCCGUCAACAAUCCACCAAACCUGCAAAAGCUGCUGAUUACUUGCAUUGCAUCUACUGUGAGGGUUACUUCAAGCGGAAAUCCUUGUGGAGUCAUAUGCGGAGGUGUAACCUCAGUCAAAAAGUCAAAGGACUUAAGCCAGGAACAUCUCGAGUCCAAGCCCUUUGUAAAUAUGCAGAGCCAGUACCUGACAGUGUCAAUGCACAAUUUUGGAAACUAGUACUUAACAUGCACCAUGAUGACAUAACAAAGGUUGUCCGCAGUGAGAAGUGCAUCUUGAAAUUAGGAGAACAUUUGUUCAAUAAACAUGGCCAAGAUGUUACAAGACACGAAUACAUCCGACAGAAGAUGCGUGAGACCGCACGAGUUGUUCUGCAAGGACAGAAAGAUGGCAAGUUGGAGAUGCUGUCAGAUUUCUUUGUGCCAGCUAACUUCCCUCACGUCAUAGAUGCCGUUCAGAAGGUGGCUGGCUUGGACGAGAGAACAAAAGUCUUCAAAACACCAUCUUUAGCACUCAAGUUGGGUCACAACCUCAACAAAGUGGCCAGUAUUCUUGAAUGUGAGGCUAUGAUCUCAGGCGAUGAGAAUACCAUUCAGAAUGUGCGAGUUUUCAAACAGAUCUGUGAGACCAGAUGGAGUGAGUGUGUCUCUUCCCAUGCCCUUAGGACUUUGAAUGAGGCUAAAUGGAAUGCUCCUCAGCUUAUUCCCUUUGCUGAUGAUGUCAGAAAAAUGCAUCAGUAUCUUGACACAAAAAGGAUUGAGUGCCAGAGAAACCUGAAGGAAGAAGCAGUAAAGAAGAACUGGGCUGAACUUGCCAAGAUCACACUGUGUGAGGUGAUAAUAUUCAACCGGAGAAGAGAGGGAGAAGUAUCCAAGAUGCCUCAGAAUGCUUUUACCUUGAGAGAUACUUCUGUCACCCAUCCAGAUGUGGAGCUUGCUUUGUCAGAACUUGAGAAGAAGCUGUGUAAGCACUUCCAGCGAAUUGAGAUAAAAGGCAAACGCGGCCGAAAGGUUCCCAUUCUCCUCACUCCUGAUAUGGCUUCAUCGAUGGAGUUGCUUGUACAAAAUCGUCAUCAUUGUGAUGUGUUGGAUGAAAAUCCGUACAUGUUUGGCAGACCAGACUCUCAAUCACUUCAGAGGAUCUGA
Archocentrus centrarchus (flier cichlid) is the source of this 2779-nucleotide messenger RNA. RefSeq lists its product as uncharacterized. Lineage: Eukaryota; Metazoa; Chordata; Actinopteri; Cichliformes; Cichlidae. The coding region runs from base 1073 to 2779 and encodes 568 amino acids. The record is from RefSeq and is a predicted model, not a curated record. The transcript is spliced from 6 exons.